This is a messenger RNA of Myotis daubentonii (Daubenton's bat), 2421 nucleotides long. It is a transcript of the gene PIGX, whose product is annotated as phosphatidylinositol glycan anchor biosynthesis class X. Gene Ontology annotation, biological process: GPI anchor biosynthetic process. Gene Ontology annotation, cellular component: endoplasmic reticulum membrane. The record is from RefSeq and is a predicted model, not a curated record. Lineage: Eukaryota; Metazoa; Chordata; Mammalia; Chiroptera; Vespertilionidae.
AUGGAUGCCCUCUCGGUCUCCUUACGCAUUCAACCCACCUCUGCACACAGCAGCCCUGACCUGGACGUGGAGGCCGGGCGGCGCUGGCGCUGCAGAAAGGCCACGGGCACAGUCCCGCAGGGUGACCACGGGGCAGGCUCCUCCCUCCGCGUUUCCUCCAGGCGCGCUCCUCGCCGGCGCACGCUCUCCGGCGUCCUGGCUGCCCCGGCCGUGGUCGCGGUGGUCCGAGCGGUGGCCUGGCUGCUGCUCUGGGAGGCAGCUGAGCUCGCCUGCAAGACCUCCGCGGCCCUCGCUGCCGCCCACACCGAUGCGGGCGUAAAGGCCAGUUGUUCUGAAAUUAUUUUGCGGCAAGAAGUUUUGAAAGAUGGUUUCCACAGAGACCUUUUAAUAAAAGUGAAAUUUGGAGAAAGCAUUGAGGACUUACAGACCUGCCGACUCUUAAUUAAACAGUACAUCCCAGCAGGACUUUUUGUGGAUCCAUAUGAGUUGGCUUCAUUACGAGAGAGAAACAUAACAGAGGCAGUCAUGGUUUCAGAAAAUUUUAAUAUAGAAGCUCCCAACUAUUUGUCCCAGGAAUCUGAAGUUCUCAUUUAUGCCAGACAAGAUUCACAGUGCAUUGAUUGUUUCCAAGCUUUUUUGCCUGUGCACUACCGCUAUCAUCGGCCACAUAGUAAAGAUGGAGAAACCUUUAUUGUGGUCAAUAACCCGGAUUUACUGAUGUAUUGUGACCAAGAGUUUCCAAUUUUGAAGUGCUGGGCUCAGUCAAAAGUGGCAGCUCCUUGUACUUUGAAGAAUAAGGAUAUUUGCCAAUGGAAUAAUAUGAAAUAUAAAUCAGUGUACAAGAAUGUGACUUUACAGGUUCCAGUGGGACUGACUAUACAUACCACUUUAGUAUGUUCUGUAACUCUACUUAUUACCAUCCUGUGUUCUACUUUGAUUCUUGUGGCUGUUUUCAAAUAUGGCCAUUUCUCCCUAUAAGUUUUCUGCAAUUAAAUGCUUUCCAUAAACCUAAAUAAGACCUAAUCGUUUGUGAUUAGAAGCAUUCUUUUAGAAUUGUCAUUAUUUUGUCUUUUGUCUUCAUUUUUGGCUAAAAUUAUGUAUACUGGAGGAAAUUUUGGAUCAUUCUCAACUAAUUCCAAAAUUGAGUGCUCUGUUGUGUAAACCUUUGAUAAUCUUCAAGCAUCUAGUGCUAGUACAGGAAACUUAAUUCUGUUACAUUACUAUUUAUUUUGUGAGCAGUGAUUUUUAUCCUCAUUUGGGUUACAAAAGUGAGUACUUUAUGUAUUAGAGACAAAUUAUUCUCAUUCUGUGAGUAGAAACAUUUCAAUUUAAGCUAAAAAUUGAGAAAAUAAUUAUAAAUAAGAAUAAAAUAAUUUAGAUGAAUGAGUUUAUUUAAAUCUUAAUUUUAUGAGAAUAUUGAAGUCAUCCAGAGUUUCAAAGAAAAUAUUAAAAUAAAAUAACUAAGAAAAUAUUAAUAUUAAAAUUGAUUAUUCCUUAAAACAUUUCCAUUCUCCUUUUAUAAGUUAUAUUGCUUAAAAAAAUAUUUAUAUAUAGCCCUAACCGGUUUGGCUCAGUGGAUAGAGCGUCGGCCUGCAGACUGAAAGGCCCAGGUUCAAUUCUGUUCAAGGGCACGUACCUUGGUUGUGGGCACAUCCCCAGUAGGAGGUGUGCAGGAGGCAGCUGAUCGACGUUUCUCUCUCAUUGAUGUUUCUAACUCUCUAUCCCUCUCCCUUUCUCUCUGUAAAAAUUCAAUAAAAAAAAAAAUAUAUAUAUAUAUGUUUUUAUUGAUUUCAGAGAGAGGAAAGAAGAGGGAGAGAGAGAUAGAAACAUCAGUGUUGAGAGAAUCAUCAAUUGGCUGCUUUCUGCAUGCCUUCUACUGGGGAUUGAGCCUGCAAUCCCAUGACUUUCUGGUUCAUGGGUCGAUGCUCAACCACUGGGCAACACCAGCCGAGCUAUAUUGCUUUUUAAUAUAUGAAUUGUCAAAGGACUUGAUGAAACUAAGUACUAAGAUCUAGUUCUGAUUUAAUACUGAAUUUGUCAGGAAGACAGUUCAGAAAGAAUAUAUUUUAUUAAGUUACACAUUUGCAAAAAUAUUUUUGUAUCUUCAGGUGAUUUUUUAAAAAAAUAGGAGGUCUUGAUUUAGAACCAAAAGGCUAUAUUAAUAAAUACAACUGUGCUAAAAAGAAGAAAGUCAUACAGUAUAUUGUUUGUUAAUAGUCUCAGCCUUCUGUACAUACAUAUGUUACAUUUCUACAUUUUGAAUACACCUCACGUCAACUUCUGCAUUAAGUUUGUGACAAAUUUGUGCUGUUCUUAGUGUAUGCAAGACACUUGACUUUACUCUUUUAUUCUUGUGUGUAAAAAGUGCAAUAUGAACUUAUAUAUAGUCUUUGCUAUGUUAGAUUUAUAAACUUUUAAAAA